Molecule: messenger RNA, 3465 nt
Organism: Pomacea canaliculata
Lineage: Eukaryota; Metazoa; Mollusca; Gastropoda; Architaenioglossa; Ampullariidae
Exons: 7
Coding region: 983-1993 (336 amino acids)
Source: RefSeq, a predicted model, not a curated record
GGAGUCAGCAGUGCGGUUGGAGGGGCGCAACACGGCGCCUGGGAUGUCAGCUUACAGACGUUUGCUGCAACGCGCUGUGCCGGCGGUGACGGGAGGUUGUGGCGUCCAUGAUGGUGUAAACCCUGAGUGAGGUGUGAGUAGUCGUCACACUCGCCACUCUCACUGUCAAGUCGGACAAAAGUUACUCGCCUUGCCUGGUGCCUGAUCAACCUGGCCGACUACGUUUUGUCUGUCAGCCGAGUGUGGUGACAUCACUCGGGGUACCUUGAGACGGCCAGAGUGGCCUCCCCUCCUGCAGUGACCCCUGUAACCAGGUGCAGCUGGGCGGCGCAGCAGCUGUGUGUGCACACAACAGUUUAGUAUUGACUGCCUUGGUCCUGCUGGCUGCUGCCUCCAGGCUCUGCUGCUGUGAUGGAGAUGGUCCUGCCGCUACAUCUGCUACUGCGGUAUAGCCCACACUGAGAUAGCCUGCGGCUAAAUGUGACUGAGAUAGCCUUGGUGUUAGUGAGAUAGCCUGCGGCUAAUGUGACUGAGAUAGCCUUGGUGUUAGUGAGAUAGCCUGCGGCUAAUGUGACUGAGAUAGCCUGCGGCUAAUGUGGGAUAGCCCUGCUUGUACCCCUGUGUAGACUAGACACUACAGUGGACACUGCGCUGCCGUUGAUGUAAAAACUUUGUCGUGCAGAUGGCGUUUGUGGUCUAGUGCAUCAACCAAUGACAAGACUUGUUACACCGACACACGGCAACAUGAAUAACAACACGUGGUACACAUCAGUCUCAGGACGGCAUGGAAACUUCAGUCAAGAUGACGGAUGGAGUCUCAAUGACUAGGAACUUCACAAAUCGCCGAGUGACGUAUGUUGUUAUAGAUGUAAACGGUGACUAGAGGUGAGGUCUGACGUCAUAGACUGUUGAGUGAAGGACUGCUGACAGCUGGUCACCAUCACUUCCGGCCGCUAUUCCAAAGUGACGUCUUGACGUCACCAUGGCGACGUGCUGGCCUGACGACAGCUACGCCACCGGGGUCAAGGCUGGUGACGUGACCCCUGACUCGGAUGUGUAUACAAUCACCGACGACUCGCUGCCCUCGCACAUGCGCAGUCUGUUGCCGUCACACGAGCGUCACGUGCAGGAUCUGUUGCUGCUGGAGCGACGUCGACGUCGUGUCCGCUGUGGGUUGUCGUGGCUGGCGACGCUGCUGCUGCUGACUGUGGUUGUUGUUGUCGCUGUGCUGCUUGGUUUACACGCACUUCCGGCUCACCAGGGCAGCGCCCCUCUUUCAAGGGAGUACGCCACUACGGCUCUUGAGGUUCUGCUCGCUGGUCCUCACAGGUCUGCCCUCACCACCGCCCUCACCACAGCCUACAGUGCCAAAGAUGGAGCCAAAGGGAGAACACCUUGUGUGACAGAGUGCUGGGCCUUCGCUGCCUUCCGCUUUCAGGCCACGUGUCAGAAUGGCUUUUGUCAGUGUCACAGUACACAGUACGACAGUGACACGUGUUUACCUCAUCAUGGCGGCUGUAACAUCAGCGCCCUGGGGCCAGAGGAGGGUGAGGCCAUGCUGCAGGGCGUGAAGCAGACGACAUACCAGUGUCGGCAGGAGUCCCUCGGGGAUCGGCCUGUCCACGUCAUCAGCAUCUUCGGCAACCAUUGGGCCCCCGCCACUCACGUGACUGUGAGGGAGAACUCGAGCGCCGCCUACACGUUGGUGCUAGUGAGCUAUCACUCAGUCAACUGGGCGCUGAACUUGCCCAUCAACUCCAGCUUGGACAAGGGUUAUGUGGUGUCCACGACCCACACGUCACAGUCCACCGUGUCUUUCUCUGACGUGGACAAGCACAUGACCAUGCAGCCUCUGCUGUCGGUGACGGGGUAUGGGCAGGACAAGUAUGGUGGACACACCCCCGAGCUCCUGCACUUCCUGCAGUUACGGGUGGGCGCCGUCACCUCCUUCUUGGGCGUUCCCCAUGCUGACCGCAUCGACGUCACGGUGUGACGCGCACACCACAGCUGGCAGCCUGAUCAUCAGUGAGCGGAGUGUCCACAGCAGCUGUGUGUGUGUGAGAUACAGCUGUGUGUGUGUGUGGGACACAAAUCUGUGUGUGCGAAUGUGAGAGUGAAUAAAUAAGUGUCAGUUAGUGAUGUGCUGACGUUGCUGAUGAGCAGAGAACUGUGGGACUUGGAAAAACUUUUUUGAGGAAGUUCGCAGUGGCACGCUUCUGCCGCAAUAGAACUAAUCGGCGUAUAGUGUGGGGUAUAGUGCAUAGUGGAAUGUAGACUAAUCAGUGUAGAGUGUGGUAUAUAGCACUGGAAUGUAGACUAAUCAGCGUAUAGUGUGAGGUAUAGUACAGAGUGGAAUGUAGACUAAUCAGCGUAUAGUGUGAGGUAUAGUGCAUAGUGGAAUGUAGACUAAUCAGCGUAUAGUGUGAGGUAUAGUGCAUAGUGGAAUGUAGACUAAUCAGCGUAUAGUGUGAGGUAUAGUACAGAGUGGAAUGUAGACUAAUCAGCGUAUAGUGUGCGGCAUAGUACAUAGUGGAAUGUAGACUAAUCAGCGUAUAGUGUGAGGUAUAGUGCAUAGUGGAAUGUAGACUAAUCAGCGUAUAGUGUGGGGUAUAGUACAGAGUGGAAUGUAGACUAAUCAGCGUAUAGUGUGGCAGAUGUCAAUAGUGUCAAUACAGAUUAUUGUAUAUCGUGUAUUGUAAGUGUUUAUCGUUACACAGACCUUGUAAAAUACAGACUACACAAUGAAUGUUGUCUACAGUGUGGAAUACAGAGUAUACAAUGCAAACUGUAACUUAGAAUACAUGAUAGAAUACACACCAUCCAGUACAAACACACCCUGUAGAAUACAGACUGCGGAGUACCACACAGAAUACAGUCUGUACAGUAUACUACUACGGUGUAUAGUAGAGAAUGCAGUAGAGUGUAGAAUAUAGAAUAUAGCAUGUAUAGUAUAGAAUACAGUCUGUACAGUAUACGGUGUAUAGUACAGAAUGCAAUAGAGUGUAGAAUAAGUAUUUCCAGUAUAGAAUAUAGUAUUUUUAGUAUAGAAUACAGUAUACGCUGUAUAGUAGAGAAUGCAGUAGAGUGUAGAAUAUUUCCAGUAUAGAAUAUAGCAUGUAUAGUAUAGAAUACAGUCUGUACAGUAUAGAAUAGAAUCUGUACGGUAGAGUAGAGAAUAUGAGACAGUUUUUAUUCUUGUGUCUGUUUAUUUGUAUUUUAAGGGUCUUGAGUCUGGCUGAUGUAGGAAAAAAGGCGCUCUACAAAUGUGUUGUUGUUGUUGUUGUUGUUGUCGUCGUUAUUAUUCUUCAGAAAACCUAGGAUGUCACCAACAGUGUCAUGUAGAAUGAAAACUGUGUAGUGUGUAGUAUACCAUAGAAGUCAAUGGAGAGUGACGUGUGUAGACACAGUGCAGUGCACACAGUGUAUAAUGAAAUACAAAGUGUACAAUGAAAUAUUUCACACACA